Molecule: messenger RNA, 4128 nt
Organism: Astrephomene gubernaculifera
Lineage: Eukaryota; Viridiplantae; Chlorophyta; Chlorophyceae; Chlamydomonadales; Astrephomenaceae
Source: the annotation of a GenBank genome assembly
ACCACAUCUGUUUAACCCCUCGUUGGCUGAUUAUUGCGUCCCUUUGCUCCACAUGACAUCAGGGCAAACUAGGUAGUCACGACCAGGCACUAUGGCUCAACAGCUUUAUGAGCAAUGGUUUCGCAUCGCGGAUGCGGAUAGGGAUGGGGCGGUUGGUGGUGCGGAAGCAGUAUCGUUCUUCACGCGGUCAGGACUCCCGCAAGCUGUCCUUGGACAGAUCUGGGAGCUGUCAUCAGGAGGAGCUGCAAAGCUUAACCAGUUCCAGUUCUCGUCGGCAAUGCGCCUGGUGGCAUUGGCCCAGGCUCAUGGCGGCCAGCUACCCAUCGAACAGGCGCGGGCCAUUAUCGCCGGCGUAGGCCCCAGUCUACCUCCUCCAUCCCUCCGAGGCCUGGAGCAGUCAGCCUCUCCCUCCCCGGUCCCCGGCAGCAGCCCCAGCCCCUACAGCGCUCAAAUUACAGGUCAAUCCAUCGCUGCCGUACCUCCACAGCCGUACAAUGCUCAAGUUACGGGUGGAAUCGUACCGCCGCCUCCGUCGUACACUACGCAGCCGACUGGCGGGGGCAUCGUACCGACGGUAUCGUACACCCCCCAGCAAACAGGCGGCUCCGCGGCGGCCAUGCCUGCGGGGGGCUACCCCGCACUGACGGCUCUGGAGCUCCAAAGGUUCCAAGCCAUGUUCGUACAGCUCGACACGGACCGGGAUGGCUACGUGACGGGCGCCGAGUGCUUCAACCUCUUCCUGCAGUCCGGGCUGGACAAGGCCGCCCUGCGCGACAUUUGGAACCUGGUGGCGGGCUCCGAGGGCCGCCUCACCGGACCGCAAUUCGUGGCCUACCUCUACCUCAUCGACUGCGUCAAACGCGGCCUGCCGCUGCCCCGCUACCUGCCGCCGGGACUAUCGGGAUUCCCGCCCCUCGCAUCCAGCACCCUGCCACCGCAGCAGCAGCAGCCAGCGGCGCCUUCCGGCGCCGCCGCCGCCGCUGGCGGCGGCUGGUCCCUGCAGUCCCAGUUCGGUACGAGCAGCAACAUCACCGCCGUACUGGCGGCGCCGCAGACCUCGCCCAUGGCGGCUCCGCCGCCGCCGGCUGCGCUGCCGCCACGAAUGGAGCUGUCGAGCGGCGAGCGGUUGGCGCCGCCGCCGUCAGCUGCUGCUGCGGCCGGGCCUGCCUCCCAGGUGCCUGUGGUGCCUGCGGGACUGCUGGCGGGGGUGUCCGCGAUGGACCGCGCUAAGCUCCAGGAAGAGCAGCAGGCCGCGGAGGCCCAGCAGCGCGCGCUGCAGACCGCCGAGGAGCGCAGUGCAGAGGCGCGUGCGCGGCAGGGUGCGCUGACGGCGGCGCUGCAGGAGCUCGUGGUGUUCCGCAAGCGGGCGGAGGUGGCGCUGCUGACCAGCCAGGACCAGGCGAGGAGGCUGGAGGAGGAGGUGGAGGCGAGCAGGAAGCGGUAUGAUGCGGCCUACGCCGCCGCCCAGGCUGCCAGCGAGAAGUCGGCGGCGGUGCAUGCGCACAUCCUGGAGCUGAUGGGGCAGAAGACGGAGCUGGAGGAGAAGAUGAGGAGGCUGGAGGGAGAGGCGGCUGCCGCCGAGCGCAUGGGCCCCGCUGACGUGGCCCGACUGGAGGGCGAGUUGGGGGAGCUGAGCAGCCGCUGUACGGCACUGGAGGCUGUGAGAAACGCCAAGAUGGCCAAGAUUGACGGCCUCCGCAGGCAGCACGAGGCGGCUCGCUCGCAGCUGGCGGCCCUGCAGGCGGCCGACCAGGACGCGGCGGCGGAGGUGGAGGGCUGCCAGAGCGCCCUGGAGACCUUGCAGGCGGAGCUGAAGCAGGCUCGGGCCGCAGGCGCUGUGGCUGCCGUACCCGGGCUGCUGUCGCGUGCUGCCGCUGUGUACCGCGGACUGUACGGACUAGCUCAGCGGGGCGGCGCUGUGGUGCCGUUCGAGGCCCUGCCCGCCACCCUUACUGGGCUUCAUGUGUGGGCGGAGGAGGUUGCGGCAGGCGUCCAGGACUGGGCGGACGACGACGCAGACGCACGCGGCUACGUCAUCGUCAACGCCCUCCCAGGAGCUGACGCGCCCCGGCCCAUCGUCAAGGCCGCACCAGCCCCCCCUGCACCGGCCCCUGCUGCCGCGGCUGCCGCCCCUGCUGCUGCCCAACCCGGCAAGCCAGCCGCACCAGCUGCCGCUGCUGCUGCUGCCCCCGCCGCUCCGGCUCCGGCUCCGGCCAUGCGGGGUGCGCUGCCGGGUGAGGAUUUCGCCGCGUGGGGGCAGCCUGCUGCUGCUGCCGCUGCCGCUAAGGCUUUUCCCAGUGACAGCGCAGGGUUUGGAGGUGCAGCGGCUUUCGAUGACCCGCCUGCAUUCGGCGACCCGCCGGCCUUUACUGCUGCGGGCAGCGGCGGCAGCGGCGGUGGCAGCGGACCAGCAGCCCCUGUUUCCGCAGCCAAGCCGACAAGCAGUGCUGGGUUUGACGUUGGGUUUGAAGACCCGCCGGCAUUCGGGGCCGCCGGUAAUGACGGCGCUACCACGAUCACUGCUCCUGCCGUUCCCGCGGCAGCUGUCUCGGCGGCGGCAGCCCCGUCGGGUCAGCACACCACCGCAGCAGCGGCCUUUGAUGACGAUGAUGCCUUUGGAGAGGCUGCCUUCGCAGCCCCCGCUGCCGCCCCGACAACCGCAACAGCAGCACCAGAGACAGCACCCGCAGCACCCGUUCCGAGCUUCGACCUGUCGGCUGCUGCUCCUGCGGCGUCUCCCGAACCUCGUUCCGGAAUCAACGGAACCUCAGCGUUCAGCGAUAUUGCCUUGGUGGCUCCCGUGGCGGCAGCGGAGGUGGCGGCGGCGGCGCCUGACGUCAUCACGACGCCACUCGCCGCCGCCGCGGCUGCUGCUGCUGCUGCUGCUGCACCCAGCGCCCAAGGCGCCUUCGGCUCGGGCUUUGUGUUUGUGGAGUCCCCUGCGUUUGCAACCGCCACAACGACCGCAGCAACAACAACAGCAGCUGCAUCGCCGCCGGCGCCGCCGCCAGCGGUGACGUCGACGGCGGGAGGAGGGCAUCCGGGUGGGGACGACGCCUUCGCCACAGCUCCGGCGAGGGUGGAGACCAGCAGCGGCCCAGCAGCAGCGACGGAAGCAGCAACAGCGGCGGAGGCGGGGUUGCUGCCGCAAGCGGAUAGCGGCGCCCUGGCGGACAACCCCUUCGCUACGGGUCGGGUUGCGGCGCCGCCGUCGUUCGGUACGGCAGCCUUUGGGUUUGGGGAGGAGGAUAACGCGUUUGUGGCGGAGCCGGCGCCGGCAGCGGCGGCCCAGUCGCGACCGGAGCAGCCGCAGCCGGCAGCAGCAGCUGGGAAGCCCACCCCCGCUGCUGCGGCGCCUGCUCCCGUGCUUGGCUUUGGGGAUGAGGACCCUUUUGGAGAGACGGAUAACCCGUUUGGGGCGCCAGCCUUCCCAACGCAGUAAGGUUAGGUUAUGCAGUGCAGGCGGCGGUUCGGUGUGGAGGCUGCCAGUGCUGUACAUCGGCUGCUAGUGCUGUACAGUGAGGAGAAUUGAGAGGGUUUGUGCGCAUGCUGGCAGCUACACAGCUACGCGGCGUUUGCAAGGGUGCCUUGCCCAUGCGCUGUAGCAUGGGCGCAAUGUAGCAUGGAGGUGUUCGGAGGUGUUUCCAGACGAGGAGAGAACGCUAGGGUACUCGACGUGCAUAUAGGACAUGUAGAUAUGGUAACUACGGUGUUUUGCUUGAACACGGAGACAAAAGCGGACGGCCUCGCUUAUUUACAGCAGGUUAACCUGCUAAUGCGUAGCUACGGUUAUAUGUCCAAGGUCCCAAGUUAUACAUAUUAUUGCCAAUGCCAAUUAACGCCGUGCUAUCCUUUCGUCGACGACUUCCUUUUCGCUUCAAGAGAAUUCGGUCAUCGUUUGGAGUCUCUGUAGCAAAAGUACUUGUACACAGACCUGAUGUGGCAGCUGAAACAGCAAAACGCAGGAUAUCACGUGGAAACAUACCGCUGGAGAUCUCUCUAUCUGGCUUCGAAUGGCCCCGGCUGGACGGCAAUACGGCAGCAGCCGUGUCAGAUCUGCGAUCAAAGGCAUGCGACCAAAUCACCACAUCACACAUGCAACCGCAGCACAUCUCGUUCUAGAUGCCG